CAAAGUGUGGGGGUCUGUUUUUUCGUCUGUAAUCAAUAUCCCAAGUACCCAAAAGGAUCACGAAAUAUCUGUGACCCUUUGAUUCUGUCAUUCAUUUCAAUAUUCUUUUCUUAUUCUUCAUUCUCUGCAAUUGUUCCUAUAUAUUUAUGUGUAUGAAUAUUUAACUUAUUUCGAGCCAGAGGCCCCCCCAAAACCCACAGCAUUGUUUUUUCACAUAGGUUCGUACCUCUGUACAAUUUGUCAGAGAGACGUUUUUUUUUCCCCCUUUUCUCUCCCUCUGUUUGUUGGUUAAAAGCAGUCUUUUUGCUGACUUUCUUCAAAGUUCUGUAGUGGGGAUAGUUCUGGGCUGAGAGAUUUGAAAAUGGCUUCUUCUUCUUCUUCAGCGUCAAUGGGGGAUGAGAAACCUCAUGUUUUAGCAGUUGAUGACAGUUUGGUGGACCGAAAACUCAUUGAAAAGCUACUCAACAAGUCUUCGUGUAAAGUGACUACGGCAGAGAAUGGGAAAAAGGCACUGGAGUUGUUGGGCCUGGGUGAUGGGCAGCGCACAUUCAAUAGCAAUGCUUGUAAGGUGAACUUAAUAAUCACUGAUUAUUGUAUGCCAGGAAUGACAGGGUAUGAGCUACUUAAAAAAAUUAAGGAGUCACCUUCCAUGAAGCAUAUACCAGUGGUGGUAGUGUCAUCCGAGAAUGUCCCUACACGAAUUAAGAAGUGCCUGGAUGAAGGAGCUCAAGAAUUCAUGCUGAAGCCUCUCCAGCUAUCCGAUGUUAAGAAGUUAAGAUGUCAGUUAACAAAGUUCAGCAAUCCUACAAAGGGAUGCUUUGCAUUGGAAGAUGAGCACGACCUCCCUUAUGAGAAGAGUAGAAGAAUAUGAAAGAAAAAGAAAAGGAACUGCAGGAAAAAGGAAAUUGCAACUAUCAAUACAUCAAGCCCUCUAGAAAGCUAAUAUUAGUUUAGUUUAUCAUUCAGUUGCAGGUCUGAUGUCCGUUGCUCUAUAUAUAGAAGUACCUUCUAUUGCUUUUGCUCUUUC
Molecule: messenger RNA, 1027 nt
Organism: Juglans microcarpa x Juglans regia
Lineage: Eukaryota; Viridiplantae; Streptophyta; Magnoliopsida; Fagales; Juglandaceae
Product: two-component response regulator ARR17-like
Biological process (GO): cytokinin-activated signaling pathway; phosphorelay signal transduction system
Source: RefSeq, a predicted model, not a curated record